This is a messenger RNA of Humulus lupulus (European hop), 2856 nucleotides long. RefSeq names its product cell division control protein 48 homolog C-like. Lineage: Eukaryota; Viridiplantae; Streptophyta; Magnoliopsida; Rosales; Cannabaceae. The coding region runs from base 766 to 2637 and encodes 623 amino acids. The transcript has 11 exons. Gene Ontology annotation, cellular component: nucleus. Gene Ontology annotation, molecular function: ATP binding; ATP hydrolysis activity; preribosome binding. The record is from RefSeq and is a predicted model, not a curated record. Gene Ontology annotation, biological process: ribosome biogenesis.
ACUAGACCCAGUUUUAUGCUUAAAAAACUCGUUAGAAUGCCGUCUUCUUCUUCUCCGGCCCCAGCCCUACCACGCCGCCGCACAAGCCCAGAAAUUUCACCAAUCAAUAAGACAAUUUUAUCAAUCAACUAGAUUGAUACUCAACAUUACACAACACAAUUAACCUUAAUCUAUACCAAAAAUCAUACAAAAAAUGCCAUAAAACCAGUAAAACUCCCUUCUUAUUAUUCAGUUUCCAUAAUUCUCUCGCAGAGAGAACACCGUCCUCGUUCGCUCGCCGCCGCCACCGCUCCACGAACCACCGCCUACUGAGACGAACCACACCAUCGCACCAUCGCCACCACCACCACUGUCCACAGACCACUCAUGCAGCCCCCGCCGUACGCCGAGUAACUUGAAGCCGUUAGGAAAACGCGAGAGAAAGAAGAAGAUGAUGAGGAAAAGGUCAAGAGUUGGAGCAAGAGAAGAUAAAGUUCUUUGCAAGCGUCUUCAAUCUUUCAAAAACCUCAAUUCAUCCACUGUUGAUGAAGUCGCCAAUUAUCUAUACUCCAGUUACCCUGAAUACAAACGACAAAAGAGACCUAUUUUUAUGAAAUUGCUCCACGAUGCCCUGGAACAUAAUGAGCAGGCAUACGAACAAAGGAGCACUUCCUCCUCUCCCUCACCCUCUCGGAAGAAGUCAAGAGGGAUGUUGAUGAUGGAAGGAGUUGGGAAAACAAUCAGAAUUGCUUGAGUGAGUCUGAUGUUGAUAAUGGGGUUGUGUCGAUGUCGACAUCGACAUCAAUGUUGGAGGACAGUGAGAGAGUGGAGCCACAGUUCGACUUGAUGAAGUCGAUGCUUCGAGUUUCAUAUGCUGGAUCUGCCAACUCGAAGAAGAAGAAGAAUGAGAAUUUAGAAUUGGAAUUGGACCUUCCUGUUCCUGUGAGCGAGGUAAAAGUGAAAUCAGGGUUUGGGGAUAUGGGUGGGAUGAAGGGAAUUUUGAAGCAGCUUGAGAAGAAGGUGCUCGUGCCUCUCUAUCAGCAUCAGCUAUUGGAGUGGCUUGGAGUUCGACCAAUUUCUGGCCUUUUGUUGCAUGGACCACCGGGCUGUGGUAAAACCAAAUUGGCUCAUGCCAUUGCCAGUCAGACUGGAUAUCCCUUUUACAAUAUUUCUGCCACUGAGUUUGUCUCUGGAGUUUCAGGUGAAUCUGAAGAAAAUAUAAGAGAUCUUUUUCAGAAAGCAUACAAGACUGCCCCUUCAAUUAUAUUUAUUGAUGAGAUUGAUGUUGUUGCGUCAAAAAGAGAAAAUUUACAGAGAGAGAUGGAACGACGAAUUGUGACACAAUUGAUGACUUGUAUGGAUGCAUAUUCAGAAUCCAAAUCUUCUGACGAUAGACAGGGUUAUGUUCUUGUAAUUGGAGCCACUAAUAGACCUAAUGCUAUUGAUCCUGCACUAAGGAGGCCCGGUCGAUUUGAAUGUGAGAUUGAGUUAGGUGUGCCAGAUGAAAAUGCGAGGGCCGAGAUUCUUUCUGUACUCACAAGAACCAUGAGACUUGAAGGCUCUUUUGAUCUUCUUAAAAUAGCCAGGUCUACCCCAGGAUUUGUUGCAGCAGAUUUGAAGGCCCUUGCUUCUGAAGCAGGUCACCUUGUAGCGGAGAAGAUUUUAAAUAAAAGAAAGUCCAAUUUAUGUGAGAAGUCUAUAGAUGAGGAACAAAGUAUGGACUGGUUGAAAGAACCAGUGAUGCCUGAAGAAAUGGAAGGGAUAAGCAUCACCAUGGCUGAUUUUGAGGAAGCAAUUAAAACCGUCCAACCCUCUACUAGAAGAGAAGGUUUUUCUGCCAUUCCUAAUGUAAAAUGGGAAGAUGUAGGUGGGCUAGAUCUUAUAAGGAAGGAACUUGAUCGAUACAUAGUUCGGCGUAUCAAAUAUCAUGAGAAAUAUAAGAGGUUUGGAGUGAAUUUAGAUACAGGAAUUUUGCUUUACGGACCUCCAGGAUGUGGCAAGACCUUGAUAGCACAAGCUGUUGCUAAGGAAGCAGGAGCUAGUUUUAUUCACAUCAAGGGUCCUGAACUUCUGAAUAAAUAUGUUGGAGAAAGUGAGUCGGCAGUACGGACGUUAUUUGGCCGUGCAAGGACGUGUUCGCCAUGCAUACUUUUCUUUGAUGAGGUGGAUGCCUUGACAAAAGAGCGUGGAAAGGAAGGGUCAUGGGUGACUGAGCGGCUACUGAACCAGUUGCUCAUCGAGUUAGACGGUGUUGAUAAGCGUCAGGGUGUCUUUGUCAUUGGUGCCACAAAUAGACCAGACGUGAUGGACAAAGCUUCUUUGCGACCGGGUAGGUUUGGGAAGCAUCUAUACGUGCCAUUGCCAACUCCCGACGAACGUGGUUUGAUCUUGAAAGCUCUGAUAAGGGAUAAGCCGAUCGAUGAAAGCGUUGAUUUGAAUGCUAUUGGUCGGAUGAAGGGCUGUGAUAAUUUUAGCGGGGCUGACCUUCAUGCAUUGGCUAAUGAAGCUGCUUUGGCUGCCCUUGAAGAUGAAGAUGAAGAUACUAUUAAAACAACACAUUUUGAGCAAGCACUUGCUAAAAUCUCUUCAUCUGUGCCACCUGAGCAAAGACAAUACUACCAGGUAUUAUCAAAGCGCUUCACGGCAACAGUGGACUAAAAUUAAAAGCUGCAUGUGGUAUUAGAAGCUUCUCUUUCUCUCUCUCUCUCUCAAGUCAGGAAUUGUUUAUAAAAAAAAUUAUUCUUACAUUUACGGGCAAUUUUUUUUGUCAAUAAAUUGGGAUCCCAUUUUAAGCAACGCAAAUAUCUGCAUAAAAAAAACUGAAGUUAGAUACAAGAAUAUUUAGUCCUCAUAUAGACAGAAUUGAGAUAUUUUUUC